ACUGUCACUUCCUUUUUGCUCAUUCUAGUAACUUAUUCCUCCUUUGGGUUGGCUUUCCCUUAGGGCCUCCGGCCUUGUUUUUGCCCCGGCAUGUCUUCCACCGGGGCGCCGAUGUGGAAUCCUCACGCAGGAGCCCUGCUCCAGUAGAGCCCAUCCUCUCCACCAUGAACGGGGUCCUGAUUCCCCACACGCCCAUUGCUGUGGACUUUUGGAGCCUGCGCCGGGCUAGUACUGCUCGGCUCUUCUUCUUGUCCCAUAUGCACUCGGACCACACCGUAGGCCUGUCUAGCACUUGGGCCCGACCCCUCUACUGCUCCCCCAUCACCGCCCACCUCUUGCACCGUCACCUACAGGUGUCUAAGCAAUGGAUCCGAACCUUGGAGGUUGGUGAGAGCCAUGUAUUGCCUCUAGAUGAAACUGGAAGAGAGACCAUGACUGUAACCCUCAUCGAUGCCAAUCACUGCCCUGGCUCUGUCAUGUUUCUCUUUGAAGGAUACUUUGGAACCAUCCUUUAUACAGGUGAUUUUCGAUAUACGCCAUCCAUGCUGAAGGAGCCAGCCCUGACAUUGGGGAAACAGAUCCAUACUUUAUACCUAGACAAUACCAAUUGCAACCCAGCAUUGGUUCUUCCUUCUCGACAAGAAGCUGCCCAACAGAUUAUCCGGCUCAUUCGCAAGUACCCACAACAUAACAUAAAGAUUGGACUCUAUAGUCUAGGAAAGGAGUCAUUGCUGGAGCAACUGGCCCUAGAGUUUCGGACCUGGGUGGUAUUGAGUCCCCGGCGUCUGGAGUUGGUGCAGCUGCUGGGCCUGGCAGAUGUCUUCACAGUGGAAGAGAAGGCUGGCCGCAUCCAUGCUGUGGACCAUACAGAGAUCUGCCGUUCCUCCAUGCUGCAUUGGAACCAGUCCCACCCUACCAUUGCUAUUCUUCCCACAAGCCGAAAAAUUCACACUUCUCACCCUGAUAUCCAUAUUAUCCCUUACUCUGACCAUUCCUCCUACUCUGAGCUUCGUACAUUUGUUGCAGCACUGAAGCCUUGUCAGGUCCUGCCCAUUGUCAGUCGACAGCCCUGUGGAGACUAUUUUAAGGACAGCCUGAGUCCCAGGCUCUCUAUGCCCCUGAUUCCGGACUCUGUGCAGCAAUACAUGAGUUCCUCCUCUAGAAAACCAAGCUUUCUCUGGCUGUUAGAAAGGAAGCUAAAGAGGCCAAGAAUCCAGGGUGUUGUGUUUGAAACCCCUGAGGAAAACACUGAUCAAUCGCAAGCUGACAGGGACUCUAAGAAGACCAAGAAAGAAAACCUUUCUCCCUGGCCAAGGGACUUUGAGAAGCAACAUCCCCCCCAUUCUUUGAGGGUCAAGAAGCAGUUUUUCCCAGACCUCUGCAGCCAAGAAUGGGACAAGGCAGCUCCUUUUUGUGAAUCCCAGAAGAUGGUGACUGUGUUGACUGCCCCCUUGGGAUUUUCAGUGCAGUUAAAGACUCCAGAUGAAAAAUUUAUCUCUCCAAAACCCAGGGAGGAAAUUGGCUUAGAUCCACCCUUGAUACCUAGGGAAGACAAUAAUGGCCCAGCAGCCACAGGGGACCAGAGUGAUUGGAUAAGCCAUGAUUCUCCCCCAUCUCACAGCAGCAAGGCUGCCCCACUUCUAGUUACUGAGUUCAGGAGCCUGGCACUAAAAUACCUUCUGACUCCAGUGAACUUUUUCCAGGCAGGGUUCUCUUCCAAAAGCUUUGACCAGCAGGUGGAAAAAUACCAUCAGCCCUCACUGAAGUAGAGACAGGAGAAUGGAGAACUACAACUUUGUCAGAUACACUACUACAGUUUUGAAGAUAGUAACUGAAGACUAUAGUGAAAGCUUCUUUGGGGCCUUACUUCUCUUUUCAGGAUCCUAUGUGCUCACCCUAGAGCAGCACUUCAUAAAGCUUGUUCAUUGGAGUCAAGGUGUCUAUGAACUCCUUAGUUUAAUAGUUCAUUAUGUUUAAGAAACACUUUUCAUUAUAAACCCUUCAGAGUGUGCAUGAGCACAUUAAAGGUUCUUAGUAGUCCUAUAGUAACUUAAUCUGUUUAACUUUGUUUAACCCUCUAUUUUUCAAACUUUUAUGAACAUACAGUCCUUUUAUGUGGGUGCAGAAAGAGUCAGAGUGUGAAUCAAAAAGGAUCAGGUUAUUCCCAUUGUUAUUUUUUGUGUCAUGUGCCAUCCCCACAUCCCCUUCUUCUCUUUCCAGAUGAAAGUCCCUAGGUAGUUUUAUUUUUUUAAUUAUGAACUGUGGUGCUGAAGGAUAAAGUGGUGACCUAAGCAGCACGUUCCAAACCCGGGUGUCACUGACUUGCUCUGACCCCAUCCAAGUAACUUCCUGUCUCUGCCUCUGGGAGGGAAGAGGAAAUGAUGAAGAGGCCUUGGAACACUGGUGAAAAAUUCCACAUCUGCCUUCUUCUGAGGAGGUGCAGUUAGUGUCACUGGGGACCCAUUUGGAACAGAACCAGCAAGGGGGUUGGGUACCCCUCACCAAGGCAGUACCCAGCUGAUCAUUAAGGCUUAGGGUAUGAGGGCUUCUGGUUGCCUAGAGGCACUGACUUUGGCUGAAGGAUAAAGUGUAAAUAAAAUUACAAAAGAUCAAA
This is a messenger RNA of Marmota flaviventris (yellow-bellied marmot), 2614 nucleotides long. RefSeq names its product homeodomain interacting protein kinase 1 (gene Hipk1). Gene Ontology annotation, molecular function: 5'-3' DNA exonuclease activity; protein serine/threonine kinase activity; ATP binding. Gene Ontology annotation, biological process: interstrand cross-link repair; smoothened signaling pathway; peptidyl-serine phosphorylation. The record is from RefSeq and is a predicted model, not a curated record. NCBI's taxonomy places the organism in Eukaryota, Metazoa, Chordata, Mammalia, Rodentia, Sciuridae. Gene Ontology annotation, cellular component: cytoplasm; nucleus; PML body.